This is a messenger RNA of Apus apus (common swift), 5143 nucleotides long. RefSeq names its product phosphatidylinositol glycan anchor biosynthesis class W (gene PIGW). The record is from RefSeq and is a predicted model, not a curated record. Gene Ontology annotation, cellular component: membrane; endoplasmic reticulum. Lineage: Eukaryota; Metazoa; Chordata; Aves; Apodiformes; Apodidae. Gene Ontology annotation, molecular function: glucosaminyl-phosphatidylinositol O-acyltransferase activity. Gene Ontology annotation, biological process: protein localization to plasma membrane; GPI anchor biosynthetic process. The transcript has 3 exons. Bases 339 to 1859 code for a protein of 506 amino acids.
GCCGCGUCUCGGGGAACCGGGAGGCAGCGGUUACCGGGGACCGCCGGGGCCACCGCGGCCGCUGCGGGGGACGGCAGCGUUGAACCCCCACGGGCAGAGGAGCCAAGCUGGGCUGCGGGACCGCGGCUCGUUUACAACGGCAUUUCUGUCGCAAUUGGGGAUUUUAGCGGCUGGUUUCAUCGCUCGCUUUCGGCUGGCCAGGCAACAGGAACUUCAUUCAGGUCAUGGUUUUACACACCCGUUCAAUAACGCUACCGAGAAUCUGGCUCAGUAUAUUCUGCAGGCCACAGCCGAGUGUCUGUGCUUGUUUCACUGGAUGGAUCUGAGAUCAAGGAAGAAUGUCACAAAAACGCCUGAAGGAAGCCUUUAUCAGCAACUUAAAUGGAACCAGCCUGCUGGAAAUCUCGGUAGGCUUGUCCCUGCCUCCCCUCUGCCUGCUUUGCAGGGGGCUCCUCCUGAUUCUGUAUUACCUGCACUAUGGGAAGCCUUUAAGUUCAAGGAAAUACAGCCUGCUGCUAGACUUCCUUGUGCUAGUGUCUCCUCUCCUGUUCUCCUGUACAGUCUUGUCUCCAGUCCUGUUUUUCCUGCCAGCUAUCCUCGCAGCCUCCUGUGCUGGGAUAUUCUCCAAAAUAUAUAGCCAAAGAAAACAUGAGACCAAAGUGCCUUUUAGGCAAAUCGUAAGAGACUUCCAGAAGACAUACUUGGAUCCAGAAUACAUCCCAGCAAUAACCGUGUUUCGUGUUUAUGUCAACGUGUUGACAUCAAUCAGCAUUUUAGCAGUGGAUUUCCCGCAGUACCCGAGGCGAUACGCCAAAGCUGAGACCUAUGGAACAGGAGUCAUGGAUCUGGGGGUUGGAGCUUUUAUUUUUGGAAACGCUCUCGUCUGUCCUGAGGUGAGACAGAAGUCUGAUGUGGCACAACCAAAAUUUUCCAAUCUGGCCAGGCAGCUCUUUUCUGUCUGGCCGUUGAUUCUCCUUGGUGUGGGACGACUGCUUAGCGUUAAAUCUGUAGACUAUCACGAGCACACUUCAGAGUAUGGAGUGCACUGGAAUUUUUUCUUCACCUUAGCAUUUGUGAGGCUUGCAGCAUCUCUACUUUUAGCCAUCUUUCCAAAAAACAAAUCAUGGAUUGUUGCUAUAAACCUCGCUGUUCUUUAUGAGCUGACUCUGAACUCUACCUCUCUGAAGACGUUUAUCCUGCACGGGAGCGAUGGCAGAGGCACUCGGGUUGGCUUUCUGAACGCCAACAGGGAAGGACUGCUCUCUCUUUUUGGAUAUCUGGCCAUAUACAUGGCGAGUGUCCAAGUGGGACUGUGGCUGCUGAGGUGCCAGAGCUCAGUCAGGGGCUGGAUGGCUGCGGGGCGUUCCUCACUGCAGACCCUGCUCCUGCUCUUCGCGUUUCUCCGGCUGUCGCAGGCGUACGCGGGGCCCGUGUCCCGCCGCAUGGCCAACCUCUCCUUCUGCCUCUGGGUGCUGGCUCACUCUCUGACUUUCUUCAUCUGUUUUGUGGCCACCGAUCUGAUGCUGGUGUUCACAAAGCUGCUUGUGAAGGGGUCCAGUGUGCCCUGCUGCUGGGACGUUGUAGAGGCCCCUGCUGCCAGUGGGAAGCAGGAGAGGGAGCCGGUGCCUGCAGGGAAGGCAGGCAGCCCGGCACACAUUUGCCUGAUUAGUGCUAUUAAUAAAAACCAGUUACUGUUUUUCUUGCUAGCAAAUGUUAUGACUGGUGCUGUGAACAUACUGAUAGAUACAAUCCACAGCGAGGCUGCAUUUACAUUAGGCAUACUACACUUGUAUAUGUUUUUUAACUGUUUAAUUAUGUAUAUAUUGCAUGCAAAAAAUAUAGUAGUAAAGUUCUGGUGAUUCCACUCUGUCUUAAGUGGACUAGCUGAACUUCCCUGUACUUGAAUGAUGGUAUUUUAAUGGAAAAAUUAGUAUUUUUCCUGUACAUACUUCAGUAAUUUUUAAUAUAGUAUAGCUUUUUAUGAUUUAGUAUUAUUUUUAAUGCUUUGUUUUACCAAAUUAUACAGUCAAUGCUGUUAUCUAUUGGAGUUGUUACACAUUUUCCUGAAAACUUAGUUUUUUGAGAUUGUUUGCUGCUUACUUCUGCUGCUCCUGGGAACACUCAUGCAGAAAAGCAACGUUCUAUUUACAGUUAGUGACCUGUGUUCAUACCCAACUGCUGGCAGAAUUAGCUAACAAUGCACAGAGCAGAAGCCAGAUGAAAAGUAAGCAUAAAUAAUAGGUAAGAAUAAUUCUUAAAUUAAAUGUAUUGAGUAAGUGGGUACUUAAAAAUGUUUUGGCCCCAGUCCUGCAGAUUUAUAUAUAUGCUUGACUUUGAUGAGAAUAAUUGUAUGUGGAAUGUUAAUCAUAGACUGAAAUCUAAAUUAGCCUUUGAAUUAAAGCUACAUUUUAUUUUCAUCCUCAGUGAUGAAUGCAAAUGAAGACCCUAGGUAAAGGGUGAUGCUCUGAAGGAUAAAACUCAACUGCAGAUGAAUUCAUAAAGCAGUUGUUGGAAUUUGUGGUGGAGAUAAAAAGAGCAGCACAGCCUUUUAUAAGGAAAUACAAAGAUCCAAAACUAAUUCACCCCCAGCCUGAAUACCAACAUGUUGUGACAACUCAUCUUUAAGGAUGCUGUAAAACAUGGCCUUCAGAUCUACUUUAAAAGGACUCAGGGCCCACAUGCUUGUCUAUAAAAUUAUUUUGAACAGCAGCUCAUUUAAUACUGUAUUUUGACAGCCGAGAUGUCUUCAAGUGGGAACAUUCUGUAUUAAUUUUAUUAGCAAACCGUGUGCAAAUGGGAAGCAGCAUGAGGCAGUGGGUCAGGGUACUGGCAAGAGGUGUGCCCAGUCUUCCUGCAAGCCCAGAGCAGAAUACCUUUUUUAUUCACUUUCCUAACUGUGACAGUUCUUCCUGAGCUCGUUCAGUUGUUGAGAAGAGAAAUACAUUUUAAAAUUGUGAGGAAUUAAAUAAUGGGAGAUAUAAAUACUUAAGGAAUAGAAUACAAAUGGAAGCUGAUGAUAAAUGUCUCAUGUCAGUGGAGUUACAGCAGUGCACACGGGCCAUAUUUCAAAUUUAUCCUUGUCUAUCAAAUGCGAUGAAUCAUAAAACCUAUGGAGAUUAAGCCUCUAAAUCAAAUUCCUUAAGACAGACAUGCUGGGGAAUAUUCUUAAAUUUAUGAUGUGCUCUUAGCUGUUGGUCAAUGGAAGAGUGAAGUCUGAGGAUUAUAUGCUGUGGCCAUGCUGAUUUCAUGCUUGUUUACUUCCACAUAGUCUUCAGAAUUAAAGAAAGAAAGGUCUGUGUUAUCCUGCAACUAACUGACAAUGUCUUAUGAACAGCUGUCACAGUUUAUAGCAGAGUUUUCUGGUAACUGCUGUAUGUUUUAAUCUUAAAACAUUUCCUAGCCUGGCCUAGGGAAGGAAGGCUUCCAUCAUGGACUAAACGGCACUACUCAUUUAUGCAAAAUUACCCAUGGAUAUUAAUAUUUGAAACAUUUAAAGCACAAGCCCUGCAAUGAGCUCUGCCUGUGAGCACAGGCCUGCCAAGGCGAUUCAGAAUGAGGGCAUUCAGUGGGUGUGACAAAGCGGAGUUGUGUCUGGACAAGCAGCCAAGUAUCUAGAGGCCAACUCCAUUUUGUGAAGCAAGAAUUCCGUGGGAGGUUUGCUGUGUCUGUGCAGAGCCCUGUUUGCUCCGAAUUCCAGGACUGGAGCACCAGUUUGCAACAACAGAGCCAGAAAACCGAGUGGAUUGUGGUGCUCAAGGAACGAACAGCAACAGGGAGGACAAGCCCUUUCUCUCCAGAGAGGGAAGACAACCCCCUUCUCUCCACAACGGCCCAACACCAUGUCCUGGGGCCAUCUCCUGCUUUUAAAGUCAUCUGAAGUAAGUUGCUCACCACUGAAUUAAUCAGAGGCAAUUAAUUCUCAUUGCUUAUUGUCAAUAACAAAUGUGGCAAGCUCUGCCCUGCAGCAACCAGCACAGUUAUUAAUGCUGAAUGUUUAGACUAGGAGUAGAUACAGAUAAUCAAGGAGGCCUCUGGAAGAACCAAGAAAUGCAAGCAAGCAUUCUGGAACCAGACAGUCUGUAGGAGUAAACAGCACUGAAAUGAGUUUGAAGAGAUGAGAGAGGAGUUAACAUCACACACUGCUGUGGACACUUGGUGGUUGGUAGGAAUAAGAACACUUGUUUCAUUUCACUCUGGGGUAUGUUUAGAUGAGAGAGAUUGUACAGAUCAGAGAUCUAUUAAAAUUAAAAAAGCAGAAAUUUUUAUUUAGCUGUUACAUAAUUAGUAAGAGUUAAAUAUACUUCAACUAGUAAGACUAAAAUAGUUCAACUAUAGCAUGCUACCAGCUUCAAUAAGAAGAGUAAAGCAGAGGACUGGGAAAAGAGAUUCUUUUGUCUUUGCUGCCAUAAUUCCACCAAAUGACCUUUCUGUAGGGCUGCAGGAUAUUAAAAGCUGGUGGCAGAGGAGAGCUGAUUACAUGUAUCCUUCACCUUGUUAUUUGUUAAAUGUUAGUACCUUCUUACCAAAGGAUUAACUCAUGAGUACACCUUCCCUUCCAACCCAGUAGCAUCUCCUUUGAAGUUAAAUGUUACAGUAAUGAUUUCAGGCAGUAUCCUAUUUCAAAGCCACUGUGUCCUAAGGAACAGGUAUUUCUUCCAGGCGAAGGAGCAGCAUGUGAAUGAACAGCACAAAGGGCCUGUCUUUUCACUGCUUGGUACAUAACAAGCAAGCUGCAUGUUGCAGGAACUUAAAACCCAACCAAAACAAACUGUUUCUGUGGAUAAAAUUUAUAUGAAAUGUAAUGGUGCUUUUCAUACAUAGUUUAUGAUGUGAUCCAGCCACGCUCUGGGAGUGGAGGGGCAGAAGUGACACAAAGAGCCCAGGUGCUGAAUGGACCCUGUGAAGACAAUGUAUGCUCAGCACAGCCUCCGUGUGAGGAACUAUCCCUUGGUACAAAACCACAGCUGUCUUUUUUUGCUGAAGAAAACCACAAACACACACACAAACGACAGACUGUGCAGCAAUGUGGCUCUGCACAAUGUUUCUGUUAGAGACGUUGCACAAUGAGUUCACGUAAAUUAACUCCUCCACUAAAGGUGUUUGUUAUGCAGAAACAAGAAAAAAGAAAGAUCCUGCUCCCUUA